Molecule: messenger RNA, 1587 nt
Organism: Penicillium canariense
Lineage: Eukaryota; Fungi; Ascomycota; Eurotiomycetes; Eurotiales; Aspergillaceae
Exons: 5
Coding region: 1-1587 (528 amino acids)
Source: RefSeq, a predicted model, not a curated record
AUGACAUCGGCUCCUUGCUUUUCUAUUUCCCGUCGAUCCACUUAUAGCACCGCAAACGGCUUCCAGUUUUACCACCAUUCGGACGCAACGCCAUUCGAACUCUUCUUUGAUCUGUUCUUCGUGGCCAAUCUCACAACCUUCACUGCUACAUAUGAGAUCAACAAUCUCAACGCUUUGGCCGCAUAUAUAGGAUUCCUUGGUGUGAUCUGGUUCACCUGGCUACAAGUCACUGCAUUCGACGUUCGAUUUGCUCGAGACUCCUUCUUUGAAAGGGUAUGCAAGGCUAUCCAGCUGGGUGCGAUGGUCGGUUUCGCCUCCGCGGGAUCUCGAUUUACCACGAGUGUUCAGGAGGAAAAUGUCUGGGUAUUCCAGUCUCUUACCCUGAUUCUGGCCGGGAGCCGUGCACUAUUGGCAAUUCAAUAUACAGUCAAUGUCGCUUUUCUCCGUCGUUCAAUGAAAUCAGCUGCGAAGGGAGUUGCUUACACGGCACUUGUCUUCUGGGUGGCAACCCUCCUCUAUCUUUUGAUGUACCCUGCCUUCUCGGGAGAAGGCGGACUCCGCGCUCGGAUCUGGGCCGUUUGGUUCGUCCUUUUCGGUCUUGAAAUGUGGACGGUGAUGGGGUUGUCUUGCAUUUUCACAGAUAUCGGGUUCAAAGAUACCCACCUUAAUAUGCGAAUGGGCCUUCUCACCCUGAUCAUCAUCGGGGAGGGUGUCGUUGCUAUCACACGGAUUGUCAAUAAGACGGUUCGGCCCGGCGGAUGGACCAAGUGGUCAUUCAUUCACAUCCUGGGAGUGACUACAAAUGUGGUUUAUUUUGAUGUCUCACCUCGCCGCCAACUCGGAAAGUUCAAGCAGCAAUUAUGGGCACAGUUGCACUUCCCACUCCAUGUGGCGCUCAUUCUGCUUCUUGAAGGUUCUCAGAUUCUUGCACUUACUCUGGACGUGGCCUUGAAGCUGAAAUAUCUGAGAGAGACCCUUUUAUCUGUAUGCGAAAGGCCACGUCCAAGCUCGGCUAAAGCGGUAGAACUUAUCCGAAGCACGAUCAACGACAUGGAGAUUCCGUUCAGCCGCGGAGCCACGCAAGAAAGGGCAGCCAUUUCGAGUCUCUUGGAAGAUCUGGCGGUACAACCUCUGUGUCCUGAUUCCAAGGCCUCCGACUAUGGCUAUACAGAGAAUUUGUUCAACGACCUCACGGGCAAUGUGACUGCAGCGCUAUUCUCCAGCAUGGACAUCUCACCAAGCAAGAAGGUCGACAUUAGCCUCCUCACCAACCAACAGCUACUGCAAAUGUACAUGAAACUGUUAUCGUUUGUGUACAUGUAUUUCUUCGCAGUUGCUAGCCUUACCAUGGCCCUUUUUGCCGCCUUUCAAGUGCUCUCAUGUCGGCAUGAAAUUCAUUCCCAUCGAAGUGUCUCGACGAUUGUACGAAUCAUACUCGCGAUCUUCUUGGGCAGCCUUGUCUCAUUCGCUGGUCACUUCCCAUUGGCUUAUUCAUUUAUGACCUCGCCCAUUAUCCUGUACGCCUUCACUUUAACGCUUCUGAGUGGUCGGUUCUCCUUCCCCGUGUGUGUGAUUGAUUGGCUCUGA